GGAAACCCUAUCCAAUCUUGAAGUAUUGUCAUUUCACAACAAUCACAGUGACAAUCAAUCAUACUGCCAAGAUAUUCGAUUAGGUUUAUUCGGUGAUGGAAUUUUUGUUGCCUUAUUGCCACACGUUCAACCGUUUGCUGUCGUUUUGCUCAACGUUUCUCAACCGUAUUAUAGUAGUUUUGCGUAGCGUAUUCUCAGGCCUCUGCUCGUCGUUUGCUUCUCGACGUUAUUGUUUGGUUCCGUGGUUGAGUGCAGCGUACAUUGAAGCCUUGUAUGUUUAUGUAAGCCUUUCUGAUCUUCCUUGUAUUGGAGUGAACUUUGAUUGUGCUCUGCAUGAGUUUAUCUGCAAAAUUGCUCUUUCCAAGUUUCCAAGUGCUGGGAAGUUAUUGUCUAAAGUAAUUCCUUCCAUUCGUAGAGGCCCUUUUGAGUGGUUAAUGAUUGAAAAAGUUCCCGUGAUCCUGUAAAUAGUCCUUGAAUCUUCUGACCAUAGAAAAAACGGAAUAUCGCGAUAAAUGUCUCCAGUCACCAUGCGUUUCAACUCUCAGCAGAUUUUGGUCACUUGGAGCUAGAUGGGCUAGAAAAGUUCCAUUACAACAAAGCCUUAGUUGUAUGGCUAAAGUCAACUCUCUACAAGUUUACCUGGAGAAAUUUUUAUAGUUAUUUGCUCGGGAAUAUCAAGCAACAUUUUUUGAGGAAUCAAAUGUGCAAUUGUCAAAAAUUUUUUUUUGAUAAACUGUCAUAUCGUUCGGGUAGAAUAAGAAGGAGUGACUUGAAACAGUCUUAUAUAGGAUACAAAAUGUUUUGCAACCCUUUUCAAGCCAAACAAGGUCGCAUUUGAUCAAAUUUCGGUAUCCACACAUGGACAAAUAGACAAUAUCGAUAAGGCGUCCUUAGUCGUGAACCAUUGUUGGAGUCAAACAUUCUUCUUCAAUCUUGAAGAAUCCUUUCUCUUUCAGUCAUUCACAAAGCAUAUACUUCAAGCAAUUAGUUUCUAUUGUUUUUGGGGAAGCAAAUCUGGUGAAGAUAAGAAACAACAUAGGAGCUCAAAUAGGCACUCAUUCGCCCUCUUUAGUUUAGCGAUAGCAUCAAUAUUUGAU
This is a messenger RNA of Galdieria sulphuraria, 1097 nucleotides long. RefSeq lists its product as hypothetical. The coding region runs from base 96 to 464 and encodes 122 amino acids. NCBI's taxonomy places the organism in Eukaryota, Rhodophyta, Bangiophyceae, Galdieriales, Galdieriaceae. The transcript is spliced from 3 exons. The record is from RefSeq and is a predicted model, not a curated record.